This is a messenger RNA of Toxoplasma gondii ME49, 2301 nucleotides long. Its product is annotated as Mak16 protein. Gene Ontology annotation, cellular component: nucleolus; preribosome, large subunit precursor. Bases 989 to 1990 code for a protein of 333 amino acids. Gene Ontology annotation, biological process: maturation of LSU-rRNA; maturation of 5.8S rRNA. The record is from RefSeq and is a predicted model, not a curated record. The transcript has 5 exons. NCBI's taxonomy places the organism in Eukaryota, Apicomplexa, Conoidasida, Eucoccidiorida, Sarcocystidae.
UCCUCCUUAGGUUCCUCGACACUUGUCUUUUUCUUUGUUUGUUCCAGACAAGGGUUUCCCUCCAUACCUCAGUGGUUGUAAGCUGGGGGCUCAAGCAAUCCCCCCUCCGAGAAUUGACGCUGGUCCGCAGCAAAUCAGCGGCAUAUCGCUUCGAUUUCCGAGCUGCGAAAGCGCCCCGGGUCACCAGAUCUCUUUCCGUAUCCAUACAUGCUCGCUUUAAAGCUUCACGCGUCUCAAUUUCGGUUUGUUUUAUUAUUCAGUAUGUUCUGCUGAUUCGGCAGGGGCGGCGUCCGUUCUUCGCCCCUCAGUUGAAGAGUCAAUACACCUGUUGUUUAGAAGGCUUUUCCUGGUCAUUGAGUUUCUUCUUUAACAGUAUUUUUGUAGAACUGCCCCCCUAUGACAGACUGUAUCGUGCUUGUGAUUUCAUUCUGUCUCUGCAUUACGCGGGCAAAGGCUGAGGGGUCACAACAUCGGCGGCGCGCCUCUAGUUUUACAUCAUUUUUCGUGUUGAGGUUAAUUUGCUUCAACCUCGCAUUCCGUCUUCUAAGCACAGAAGGCAACCACUGACUAGUGCUCUUCGCUGGUGCCGCCUUUCUGUAUGUGGGCCAGCGCUGGUCCUCGUGUGCUGUUUGCGCUACCGUCUUUGGGGACAAGACAGGGAAAAGUGCAGGCGGAUGAGGACCCCGAAGGUUUUUUCUGUCCACCGUCUUUCUGAGGAGUCCAGGAAGUGGCUGCGCCCGUUACUUUUGUCCUAACGUGACCUACCCGAAGGAUGCAGGUUUUUCGUCACCGGCGCUGUGUCUGUUUUUGAUCGAUGUUUGCUGAACUCGAGUGGUGAUCUGUUUCCCCUCAGAGAGCUCCUUCCCGCUGCAGAAAUCAAGUUGACUCUUUUCAUUCCUAUUGAAUCCGUGCGGCGCGCAGUCCUCUGGUGCCCUUCUUCUUUUUUCGGAUCCUCCCGUUUCAGCGGUAGUUACAGAGUGUCGGCAAAAUGCAGAACGACGAGGUAAUUUGGAACGUGAUCAAUAAGGACUUUUGCGCCUUCAAAGUGAAGACGCUUCGCGAGGACAUGUGCAGAAACGAGUACAAUGUCACUGGAAAAUGCAACCGUGUCUCCUGCCCACUCGCCAACAGCAACUACGGCACGGUAGUGGAGCAUCAAGGAUCCCUGUUCCUCUGUUUAAAGACGAUUGAACGUGCUCACUUGCCAAAGAAACUGUGGGAGAAAAUUCGCCUGCCUCUCAACAUCAAACAGGCGAAGGAAGUCAUUGAUCGGGAAAUGAAGAACGUCUACAAGAAACACCAGAUCGAGCGCUGCAAGAGAAGAGCCAUCAAACUUAAGCAGAUGCUCGACCGCAUGCGACGCCUCGAACUGAAACCCAAGGAGAAAUUGGUGCCGAUCAAGCAGAAGACCGAAAGAAGAGAGAAGGCGAGAGAAAAGAAAGCGGAAGUCGCGGCGCACCUGGAAGACGUGAUCGAGUCUGAACUUUUGAAGAGGCUCCAGCAGGGUGUCUACGGAACUCUGUACAACUUUGAAUCUGAGAAGACAGCGGAAGCUGAAGCAGACCAAGAGGAGGAAGAAGUCAAGCAAGACAAGGCAGAGAAGAGAGGCGUGGUGGCUUUCGAGGAAGAAGAUGAAGAGGAGGAGUUGUCCGAGUAUUCAGAGAGCGAGGGAAGUGAAGAUUUUGACUUCGACGAAUCAGACGAGGAAGAAGACAUAGAGGAUCUCGAGUUCAGCGAUGAAGAGUUUGCAGAGCCGGCACACAAAGCCCCGCGCCGGGGAUCGACAGCCACGUCAGUUCAUGGCAGCCGACGAGCAGAGCAACGCAACGGCAACGAAGAGGCAGAGAUGCCUGGUGAAAAGAAGAGUGUUUCUGGGCGUCUCUUGCAGCUUUCGGGACUCAAGCGACAACUGGCGAAACGAGGCCGGGCACACAAAGCGAUUUGCUUCGAAGAGCAGGACGAGCGAGAGGCGGCGCUUCAAGAAGAAUAAAUGUUUCUCGAGAUGCGCCGUGUCGUUUUAGUUUGUCGAGCAAAGUUUUGUGUGUCAUCUGUCUCCAAACUCUUUCUUCGCUUCUGUGCUACCGUACAAUUUUUUUUCCGUUGUGACGCAAGUUCUGCAUGAAACAACUAAACUUCUCUUGGAACGUCGAAAUCCGUUUGACAAGAAAAAAACUACUUUCACGCAGAGCUCCAAUUCGCCAGCGUCUGCGUCAUUCUUUCCAGCUUGCUAGCUCAACAUCUCUUUACUCUAGAACAGACUCUCUGCUCGUCGUUAGUAUGACCUCGAAGUCGCGGAAGCGA